Molecule: messenger RNA, 1011 nt
Organism: Elephantulus edwardii (Cape elephant shrew)
Lineage: Eukaryota; Metazoa; Chordata; Mammalia; Macroscelidea; Macroscelididae
Gene: FAM47E
Product: family with sequence similarity 47, member E
Exons: 7
Coding region: 1-1011 (336 amino acids)
Source: RefSeq, a predicted model, not a curated record
AUGGCCGACCUGCGACGGUUCCGGCCGGUGGACCUCGUCCCGGCGCCCCUGAGCGCGACCCGCAGGCCUUGCCAAGAUCUGAUCACAAAGGCCCCCAACGAGGCCUACCUUCCCCUGAUUUACCACAGAGUUCCCCAGCCCCCAAAGACAAGGAAGCCCAAGCUGCCCAAGGGAGAUCUGACUUCCCGGCUCUCGGCAGCCCAGCGGGCACAGAAGGCAUUCGUUGAGGACGUUGAAGCCAGUCUGACCAGGCACCCCUUGGCCCUCUACCCAAAUCUGGAAGAAAAAUUGCCUGUAGAGCUUUUGUCAAAGGUGCUGGAAAUACUAGAUCCUGAGAGGAAGCUGAAAGACACGUGGGCUUAUUGUGAAGAUGCCUCGAAAAGGACCACGGAGCAGCCUACAAAGCAUUUAAAUGAACAGCCUGUAAAAUUCUCCCCAAAGCUUCCUCGGAAGACUCCAGUGUCACGGUCACACGAAUGGGUUUUUUAUGAGAACACUUCAAGUAAAAUAGAUUCAAUCCAUGAUUCUCCUCUUUAUGAAAAUGUACGCAAAGAAAUUGGUGACUUCUGCAAGUGGGCUACUUCCAUAGGGAGUUCAAAAAUUGAUGAAGAGUUCAUCCUGAAACAGUUUGACUUUGACUAUGAGACCCAAUCAAAUGAAAGCACAUUCUCCACCAAGAGGCCCAGCCAGAUUUCUCAGAAGAAAAUGUCUACUGUGAGGCCACCUAAACCGCAAAAGCUAGACGCGUCCUCCUGGGAACCAGGCAGCAAGAGGAAAUUCCAGAAACAACAGCAACCUCAGAAACAACCGUGGGUAAAGAUGAGAUAUGGAGCGUGGUAUCUGGACACCAAGUUGUGGAAAAGGCAAAGAGCAGAUGAACCCCUGGUUGACCCCGAGAUCACACGUAAAGUUCAAGAAGAGAAGCUGAGAAAGGAGAAGGAGGAAACGGAUGAGGUGGGGUUUUGUGAGAGGAUCGUUGAACAGGAAGGCUGCAGUCUGGACCAAGAAUAG